AUGGGUAUCUUUCCUGGAAUAAUCCUUAUUUUUCUAAGGGUGAAGUUUGCAACGGCGGCCGUGAUUGUAAGCGGACACCAGAAAAGUACCACUGUAAGCCAUGAGAUGUCUGGUCUGAACUGGAAACCCUUUGUAUAUGGCGGCCUUGCCUCUAUCGUUGCUGAGUUUGGUAAGAAUGUGAACAUUGACGACUCUGCUCCAUAUGGUAUUAAAUACUUGCUUCCAGUCUUGGCCCUGACCUCGUCCACGACCCCUACUACCACCUCUCCUACUACCCUCAGCACCUCUUCCUCCUUUCUGUUGCUGCCUAUAUACCUCUUUGGAAUUGCUCCUGCUUUGCUAAGACAGGCAUCAUAUGGUACCAUUAAAAUUGGCAUUUACCAAAGCUUGAAACGAUUAUUUGUAGAACGCUUGGAAGAUGAAACUCUUCUAAUUAAUAUGAUCUGUGGGGUAGUGUCAGGAGUGAUAUCUUCCACUAUAGCUAACCCCACCGAUGUACUAAAGAUUCGAAUGCAGGCUCAAGGAAGCUUGUUCCAAGGGAGCAUGAUUGGCAGCUUUAUCGAUAUAUACCAACAAGAAGGCACCAGGGGUCUGUGGAGGGGUGUGGUUCCAACUGCCCAGCGUGCUGCCAUCGUUGUGGGAGUAGAACUGCCAGUCUAUGAUAUUACCAAAAAGCACUUAAUAUUGUCAGGGAUGUUGGGAGACACAAUUUUAACCCAUUUUGUUUCCAGCUUUACAUGUGGUUUGGCCGGGGCUCUGGCCUCCAAUCCGGUUGAUGUGGUGAGGACUCGCAUGAUGAACCAGCGGGCAAUCGUGGGACAUGUGGACCUCUAUAAGGGCACUUUGGAUGGAAUUUUAAAGAUGUGGAAGCAUGAAGGCUUUUUUGCGCUCUAUAAAGGAUUUUGGCCAAACUGGCUUCGACUUGGACCUUGGAACAUCAUUUUUUUUAUUACAUAUGAGCAACUCAAGAGGCUUCAGAUCUAA
Messenger RNA from Elephantulus edwardii (Cape elephant shrew), 984 nucleotides. It is a transcript of the gene SLC25A14, whose product is annotated as solute carrier family 25 (mitochondrial carrier, brain), member 14. Gene Ontology annotation, cellular component: mitochondrial membrane. Gene Ontology annotation, biological process: mitochondrial transport. The transcript has 10 exons. Lineage: Eukaryota; Metazoa; Chordata; Mammalia; Macroscelidea; Macroscelididae. The record is from RefSeq and is a predicted model, not a curated record. The coding region runs from base 1 to 984 and encodes 327 amino acids.